GGUGUUGCUGGGUUGUGUGGUGCUCCUCCCCGAGGCGACGGUAGUCAAAGCAUGUCAGUCUGGCACUGAGACGGGCACGCAGGCCCCGGCUGAGGAGGCUGCAGGGAGGGGAGCCCUGGGCCUGGCAGAGCUCUGGCAUGACAGUGGUGGUGUUAGGGAGGGAGACACCUUCCUGUGCAGGGGUUCUCUGCAUAAAGUACCUAGGUUGGAGUGUAUGAAUAAGCUGGCUUAAGCUUGGAAUACUUCUUGACAAGUUCUCAUGUAAAGUCUGCCUACGUUGCACUGCUGAUUGAGUCAAAUGUAGCUGGUUUGAGCAUCCUGUUCUUUUCCAGCCUUCUCCCUGCCCUACACUCUGAGUGUUCCCCGCUCCUGCCCUCGGGGUGCUGCGUCGUCUUCCCUCGUAACCUGAAGUAUUGUUUUACAGCCCAGACACAGCUGUCGCCAGUAGCCAAUGUUAGCCAUAGCUCCUUUGUACUGAAACCAAUAAAGGUGGAAGAAAGCGUCCGGCCGCCCGUCCCUGCGCCGCCACGUCAGGGGCCGCCCGCCCCCGCGCCGCGCCUCCCGCCCCGCCCCUUCCCUUCCGCCGCUUCCGCCGCCGCCAUCGCAGCGAGCGCCCGCAGCUCCGCGCCAUGUCGUCCCACAAGACGUUCAAGAUCAAGCGCUUCCUCGCCAAGAAGCAGAAGCAGAACCGGCCGAUCCCGCAGUGGAUCCGCAUGAAGACGGGCAAUAAGAUCAGGUACAACUCCAAAAGGAGACACUGGAGAAGGACCAAACUGGGCUUGUAAGAGAGUGUCCCCUGGGAGCUCUAAUUCAAACUCGUCUUUCUGCUGUGUUGGGCCACCCCCAAGGGAUUCCCUCACUAGCGUUGGACUGCAGUCCCCGUGGUUUCGGGUGGUGUUACAAGCUAGUCUGGGAUGUCGAUGUUAAUGAGGAAAAUCUUCAAGUCAUUUGCAUCUGAAGCAUGAAGACUGUGUUUGAUUAGUGUUCUUCUUUCAGGCACCAUCAUGAGUAGUGACAGUGUACAGGUUUACUAAUAAAUACGGACCUGAAUGA
Messenger RNA from Colius striatus (speckled mousebird), 1053 nucleotides. It is a transcript of the gene RPL39, whose product is annotated as ribosomal protein L39. Gene Ontology annotation, molecular function: structural constituent of ribosome. Gene Ontology annotation, biological process: translation. The record is from RefSeq and is a predicted model, not a curated record. The transcript has 3 exons. The coding region runs from base 630 to 785 and encodes 51 amino acids. Lineage: Eukaryota; Metazoa; Chordata; Aves; Coliiformes; Coliidae. Gene Ontology annotation, cellular component: cytosolic large ribosomal subunit; ribosome.